CAUUGGCCCGAAGUUGGGUGUUUAGUGUUUACUGCCCCGGCAGGAAGUGCCAAUCGACCGAUGAGCGUGCGUCAGGUUUCGUGAAUGAUGGCAAGGGUCCAUGCACCUUAUUCCAAAGAAAUCGCACAGCCAAACACCAUCGACCUACACGGAACGUAAGGUCAAUGAACGAAGAAACUGGGUACCACUUGGCUGUUGUGCUGGCGGGGAGGGGGCAGACUUGUCGAUAAUUAUGGCCGAGUCGCCGCCAGCAGCCGGGUGGGUCAGUUGAGUGCGAGCGGCCUUGGGGCUUGCACGUGCUGGGUGGAGUGUCCUUCAGUGUAGUCGACACGGAAAGUAUGUGACGUCCAGUGCAUUGAGUGACGCCGAGCGAAAAGGACAGGGAAGUCGGACUUUUGGAGGUAGGUAUGCCAUCACGACCAAGUGAAGAAUCGAAAGUGCACAGUAAAUUGGAGAUAGCGAAACGGAGGAAUGAUGAAACUUCUUGCAAUAAUGCCUGAAAGACGGAGAGGAACUAACAGGCACAGAUAUCAGCUCGAAAUCGGGGUUGCUUCAAGUCCUGAGUGACCAUCUCCCGUCCCACUUCUAGAUGUACUCCAACAACCGAGCUAACGCACUCAGGGCGGAGGCCGGACGUCAGCAGGUGGCCCGGGCGGCCCCGGCUGGCCGCACCAGACGAGCAUCGGAAGGUGCCACAAACCGCUACCGCGGGCUGGUCCGAGACCCACCGAUAGAGAAGGCCAAGGAUUCUCCCAGAGAUUCACCGAGAGACCCACCAAGAGACCCGCCCAAACAGCCACCUACAGAUACCCCGAGACAGCAAGUCAGCGACCCGCCCAAGGAUACACCCAAAGACAUGGUUAGUUUGGGGCCUUCUCCGGACCGAAGAUUCGCCAACAUGAGUCUAGAUGAGCUACUGAAGUUGUCAGACGACAAGCCGUACUCUGUGAGUGUUAACAUCAUGUACGGCCAGCCCCCACCUCAGGUGCUACCUCAGGCUCUGACUACGUCCGCCCUGCCGGCGCCGGUGACUUUGACUUCAGACACCAAGGAGGAGGAUUCUGAGGAGUCAGAAGCUCCGCUGCCAGCGAAGGAGCCACCAGAGUCGGUCAAGGAGCCACCGGAGCUGGUGGAGUCGGAGGAGCGGCAUCUCUCUGUUCUGGGAGCGGGAGACUACGGUCGCGCGCUGGCUGGCCGGGCAGCUCUCUGUGGCUGGAGGGUGACUCUGGGCAGCCGAAGACCCACCCGGGUGCCAGCUCUCGCGGAGGAUGCUGAUGUGACGGUGGUCUCUACUGAGAAGGCAGCGGCGGCGGCCGACCUCUUGGUCGUCUGCGUACCAGCGCAUUUCUACCACUCACUACCGCUCGAUCUGUUAGCCAACAAGGUGGUGGUGGACGUCAGCAACGGCGUCUCAGCUGAGGAGGUGAGCCAACUAGCCAACGCCGAGAGGCUCCAGGCGCUGGCGCCCACCGCCAAAGUCGUCAAAGCGUUCAACGUGGUGUCAGCGUACGCGCUGGAGCGCGGUCUUCAGGCCGGCAAACAGGUGAUGGUGGCCGGAGAGUCAGCAUCAGCCCGUCGGCGCGUGGCCGGUCUCGUGUCCGACCUAGGCUUCUUCCCGGUGGACUCGGGAGGUCUGCGCGCCGCGCGGCGGAUCGAGACACUCCCGCUACAGCUGUUCCCCGCCUGGCGAGUUCCUGGCCUUCUCUGUCUGCUGAUGUUCAUGCUCAGCUACAUCUACCUGCUGCUGAGUGACCAGGUGUGUCUGACGGCCGAGGCCGGAGGACCGUGGACGCCGGAGGUGUUCCAGCCAUUGCUCAUGGUGAACAUCAACAAGGCCCUGGCGAUGACGGCCGGCACGACGCUGGCGGCCACCUACCUGGCGGGCGUGGUGGCCGCCUAUCUACAGCUGCUGCGAGGCACAAAGUACCGCCGCUUCCCUGGCUGGCUGGACAACUGGCUCCGUAUGAGGAAGCAGCUCGGCCUCCUGAUGCUGGCCAUGGCAGCGAUGCACGCGUGUAUGUCGGCGGCAGUGUGGUCGCCGCGAUACUUGCCGCUCGCCUAUCAACCACCGACACUAAUCGAGGCAGAGGUGGUGGUCGCAGAGAACGAGACCGAGACCCAGCAAGUGGCCGUCUUCAACCGCGGCAUGCACUGGCGCGGGGAGACGUUCCUGUCGGCCGGCGCUGUGGCGCUCUCACUGCUCUCGGUCAUCGGGAUCACCUCUCUGCCGAGCGUGGGCGCCUCGCUCAGCUGGCGCGAGUUCAUGUUCGUGCAGUCGGGUCUGGGCUGGGCCGCCCUGGUGGCCGCUACCGCUCACGCCCUGGUGCUGGCGCUCACCCCGCAGACGCUGGAGGUGCGCUGUAUGGCGCCGCCGCCGCUCCAGGUCAGCCUCUAUCUACCGAUGCUGACGGUGCUGCUGAAGCUGCCGCUACUGGUGCCACCCGUGGCACGUCACCUCAGCGACAUCCGCGGUGGACACGAGCGUCGACGGGCUGCGGUGGCACCGGCCUCACCGCCCUGAGACCGGGCACGGUUCUGAGUCGGCACUGCCCCGAGACCUGGCAUGGUCCUGGGACUAGGGCUGCUCCUGAGACAGCUGGCACGGUCCCGAAUCAGCACUGCCCUGAGAUCUGGCGAGAUCCGCAGCUACCUGGUACGGUCCAGCUGAAGGGUCUGUCCUUGGGACCGACAAGACCCCGAGCCGGGCCCGGGAUUGUCAGCCAGAGUUCCACUGUACCAGAGUUCCUGUUGCUCGACUGUCGCCGAGAAUCCUUAUUUCCUCCAGCGCAGCACUAUCCUGUUUACCAUCAAGACCCAUUUACUGCGAGAGCAGACAUUCAACUCGUCGCGAGAGCUGUCUCCGUAAUUUUGAGAUUGUUCCAUAAUUAGACAGUAGACUGUUCCUGAUUGAUUCAAUUGUUCCGGAGUCCGACUGUUCGUUCGCCGAGCCUACGAUUGUCAUUUCAGACCCUGGACUAACUUCCGCUAUCCAUACCUUACCCCCCCCCCCUCCCUGACCCUCAUCCCAGAAUUCUAUAAAAAAAAAUUGACUUCUUAUCUCACUUAUAUGUAAAUAGCAACGCUUCAAAUUCAUGACGUCAUUGAUAUUAAGAGGUCUUUGGUUAUAGACGUUUCAGCAUGCUGACGGGCGACGGCCGAAACUUGCAUCCAUAGACAAAUACAUAUUUCAGGCGUGCCAA
This is a messenger RNA of Amphibalanus amphitrite, 3200 nucleotides long. Its product is annotated as metalloreductase STEAP3-like. Lineage: Eukaryota; Metazoa; Arthropoda; Thecostraca; Balanomorpha; Balanidae. Gene Ontology annotation, cellular component: plasma membrane; endosome. The transcript has a single exon. Gene Ontology annotation, biological process: copper ion import. The record is from RefSeq and is a predicted model, not a curated record. Gene Ontology annotation, molecular function: cupric reductase (NADH) activity; ferric-chelate reductase (NADPH) activity. Bases 590 to 2521 code for a protein of 643 amino acids.